GGAAGAUGGCCCAGUUGUUUCUAAAGGCUGUGUACAUGGAAGGCACAGCCCUACAACCAGUGGAAGUCAUAUUUCCCCUCCUUUCCUGGGCUACCUACUGGACUUGGGUGUCCUUUCUUCAGAUCCUUAACUGUAUGACCCGUUCUGCCCACCCCCAGGAUCCCAGGCAAUGGUGGCUCCCUCAAGGCCCAGCAAUCUGAUUAGUGUAUUGUCAUAAAAGAGAGUCGUAAUCCGCUCAUCAGGAGAAGGAUAAAUUCCUAGGCCAGUGUUCUGCUGACCCAGGUCCAGACAACCGGCACCCGUGGCUUCCUGAGAUCUGUCCAGUGCUUGCCUGCAUGAGGACACCAGCCCAGCCUGACAGAGUCCAGAAGCUAAGGGUCACUGCAGUGUCUCUGCCAGCCUCACCAUGAACCUGGAGCCACCCAAGGGUGAGAUUCGGUCAGCCACCCGGGUGAUAGGAGGACCAGUCACCCCCAGGAAAGGACCACCUAAGUUUAAGCAGCGGCAAACAAGGCAGUUCAAGAGCAAGCCCCCCAAGAAAGGCGUGCAAGGGUUUGGGGAUGACAUCCCUGGAAUGGAAGGCCUGGGGACAGAUAUCACUGUCAUCUGCCCUUGGGAGGCCUUCAAUCACCUAGAGCUGCACGAGCUGGCCCAGUAUGGCAUCAUUUAGUCAGAUCGCUGCUAUGUGAGCCCUGGGGAAGAAACCUGCUGAAGACCCCCUCCCCCCUCUCCCCUCUGCAAACCCUGUCCAGGACCCAAGCCUGAGCCUGAGUCCCUAGCCAGGUUACCGUGGCCUCCCCCAGGACAACCACAGGCCCUGACACCAGCUACUGAGAGCCUACAGCCUCCCACAGGAUACCCUGUUGACCUGAAGCAACUGGUCAGCAGAAAGAAGGGAGUGGGACCCAGCCCCACCUCCUGUCCUUCUUGUGGCUGUAAUGCAGGGCUCCCCAUUGUUCCCCUGAACUGCCUUCUGAGGGUGAGAAAGUUCCUCUGUCUUGUAGCCCUUCCAGAUGGGUGUCUUGGGGUGGGACACUGUCCUGGGGUGAGGUGGCAAGAGAGACUAAGCUACUCCAUUUGUUAUAACAACCUUCCCAACAUACUCUUGUCCCUUGUCUCUAUUUCAAAAUAAAGUCAGCAUGUCCUUGC
Messenger RNA from Mus caroli (Ryukyu mouse), 1149 nucleotides. RefSeq names its product phosphodiesterase 6G (gene Pde6g). Gene Ontology annotation, cellular component: photoreceptor outer segment membrane. NCBI's taxonomy places the organism in Eukaryota, Metazoa, Chordata, Mammalia, Rodentia, Muridae. The record is from RefSeq and is a predicted model, not a curated record. Gene Ontology annotation, molecular function: 3',5'-cyclic-nucleotide phosphodiesterase activity; cGMP binding. Gene Ontology annotation, biological process: positive regulation of epidermal growth factor receptor signaling pathway; positive regulation of G protein-coupled receptor signaling pathway; visual perception.